This is a messenger RNA of Protopolystoma xenopodis, 1191 nucleotides long. The record is from the annotation of a GenBank genome assembly. NCBI's taxonomy places the organism in Eukaryota, Metazoa, Platyhelminthes, Monogenea, Polystomatidea, Polystomatidae.
GUAUUCAUAAUUAUGCAACUAGACGAAAAAUCAAAUCCCAUCGAUCUGAAUUUGAAUAAUAAUUCUCUCUACAUGAAGCAAAAAUGUUUGCAUGUCAUCAAAUCGCCAAAUUCAAACACAGCAAAUUUCAAUGACAGAAAAUUAACUUCACAUAUCAAAAAAGAAAACAUUUGCAAGAUUGAAAACGCAAACAAUAUUAAUGUACAAGAAACUCUUAAUACAAAACCAGUUGAUUUGCUUAAGCCUGGUGAUACUUUAAAAGAUAGAUGGAGAGUCUUAAGGAAGCUUGGAGUAGGAGGCUUCGGAGAGAUCUAUGUCGCUGUUGACACUCAAGCUGAAAAAUCAAGUAAAAAGGUAUUGAGCGCCUGCUCUCAAUAUGCCUCUGUUAAUCUCCGGGCAACUUCUGCUUUUACCAAUAUUUAUUGCUCAUCUUGUCUCUCAAAAGAACUGGGCAGAAUUUCUUCGAUACAUGAAUCAAAAAAUCUUCUACCCGCUUAUGCUGAAGCAAUUUCUUCUGAUAGUGGAUUCAUUCAUGGUGCUAUUAUUGAUGAUGCCCUUGUCUUAGACUCACUAAAAGUUGCUUGCGAGAAAAACACUGCAUCGGCUUCUUUUUAUUCGCCUCAACUUUUUUCUCCCGGUGCAACGCCUAACAUUCGUGGCCAGAAUAUCAUUAAUAUCGCAAACAUUAUACCAAAUGGCCCAACCCAAUCAAGAAUAACAAGAAGUUUGGGAAUAGAUUUUACUCGUGCUCAUAUCGAUGAUGUAAGAUUACCAUCCACCCCAGCUUCAGGAAAGAUGGAACUUUCUCGAAAGCCAACUCUUGAUUCAGAUCCAAAUAAUAGUAAUGGCUAUUGCCUUAGCUGUAGGGCCCUCAUCCACAAUAACUCUGUGCGAAACCAAUUCAUAAGACAGAGCACGGAAGAAGAAAAUGGUAUAGUUUCUACAGAUUCCGGUGUAUCUACUCAGAAUUAUAGCCAACAACAUUAUGAGCGACAAACCACCAGCCAAGAGAAAACUGAUGAUUUUUUCCGGGUUGCGAUUAAAGUUGAACCUAAUUCCCAGCCUCGUCAAGUUCUUAGAAUGGAGGUUGCUGUUCUUCGAAGGAUACAGGGAAAUCCUCAUAUAUGCCAGUUGCUUGGGUGUGGUAAAAAUAGUAGAUUCAAUUAUAUGGUGAUGACGCUUCAGCUUUAA